Messenger RNA from Papilio polytes (common Mormon), 1343 nucleotides. RefSeq names its product protein kinase C-binding protein NELL1-like. The annotation marks the transcript as partial. Lineage: Eukaryota; Metazoa; Arthropoda; Insecta; Lepidoptera; Papilionidae. The record is from RefSeq and is a predicted model, not a curated record. Gene Ontology annotation, molecular function: calcium ion binding; protein binding. The transcript is spliced from 11 exons.
CGAAAGCGCGCGUGUAAUGCGCUGCCGCUGAGAUGGCCGGCGCUCGGGCGCUCGUGGCCGCCUGCUGCUGCUGGUGGUGGCUGGCGAAAGCCGCCGCCACCGAGCUAGAUCUGCUGGGCGCGCUGUCGCUGCACAACACGUCGCAUCCCGGCGUCAGCACCGCGCAGGGCCUGCAGCCGCAGCGUACCGCCUACACCCUGGAAGGUGAUUCGCGGUCGUUGCCGGUAGAGGGAGCGGCGUUCGAGCGAGCCGCGGAGCUGCUCCGCCGCUCGCCGGAGUUCACGAUCCUCGCUACACUACGACAGGAGCCCGCCACGCUGCUGGUCGACUGCCACCCUCUGUACCGCCGCCUCAUCCCACCGCCCGACCGCAACUUCUCCCAGCCACAACUCGCGCUUUGGGUGGGACAGAGAAAUAGCAAGCAUUCCCUUUUCAAGGGUACUCUUCAAGAAGUGAGAUUAGUGAGUGGACCUCACGGAUACUUGGUUCAAUGUCCGGGACUGGAUUCAGAAUGCCCCACGUGUGGACAAUUCGCCUUACUGCAAGCAACUGUGCAAGAGCUUACGUCGCACAUCCAUGACCUUUCACUUAAGUUGGUUGGUGCCGAGGCCAGACUGGCACGGUUAGAGCAAUGCGAUUGUCAGAAGUCUUGUUACUCCAACGGUACGGUCCACGCCGAUGGCGCCACGUGGCAAAGAGACUGUAAUCGUUGCUCCUGCGUGCACGGCGAAAUAACGUGCAGGCCUGUAGAGUGUGAUAGAGUAGAAUGUAAGAAUCCAGUCCUGCAUCCAGGAGAAUGUUGUCCUACGUGUUUAAGACGGUGCCUGCUACAAGGCGAGCUGUACGAGCACGGCGACCGGUACGCGCCGAAGGAGUGCGCGGAGUGCGUGUGCCACGACGGCAACAUGCAGUGCACGCGCACCGACCCCGACACCGCCUGCCCGCCGCUGCCCUGCGACCCCGCCGACCAGUUCACCGUGCCCGGCGAGUGCUGCAAGUUCUGCCCGGGUGUGGACUACUGCAGUAUGGGUCACUCUUGUGACGAGAACGCAACGUGUAUGAAUCUCAAUACAAAGUAUACUUGCAAAUGUAAUCAGGGAUUUCGUGGAGAUGGACUUACUUGUGAAGAUGUGGACGAGUGCCAGGAGGCGGGCGGCCGCUUCGGCCACCACUGCCACUCGUUCACGCGCUGCGUCAACGUGGUCGGCGGCUACGUAUGCCAGUGCCUGCCCGGCUACACCAGGCGGGACAAGUUCAACUGUGUUGAGGUCGACGAGUGCCUGGGCUCGGCGCACGGCUGCCACGCGCACGCCGAGUGCACCAACACGCCCGGCUCCUACACC